Salarias fasciatus (jewelled blenny) is the source of this 13593-nucleotide messenger RNA. RefSeq names its product PKHD1 like 1, tandem duplicate 1 (gene pkhd1l1.1). The transcript has 77 exons. NCBI's taxonomy places the organism in Eukaryota, Metazoa, Chordata, Actinopteri, Blenniiformes, Blenniidae. Bases 99 to 12740 code for a protein of 4213 amino acids. The record is from RefSeq and is a predicted model, not a curated record.
CACAGAGCAUCUUGCUCAAGCUGUGACCAGGUGAAGGACCUUUGUUGAAAAACUAGCAACAGCAGUGACAUUGGACUGGUACUCCAGGGUCUGUCAGGAUGGGCUCUGCGGUCCUCUCUGCAGCUCUGCUCCUCUCUCUCUGCGGCUGCGCCUGCGCUCAGCAGGUUGACUUGGUGAGUCCGAGGAGAGGAAGCAUUAAUGGAGCCACUCGACUCACCAUCUCCGGAGAAGGUUUUGCCCAGGAGGGACAGUUCCGGCUGAAUCCAAAAGACGACUCGUUUGGGAACCGUGUGACUCUGGUGUCCAGCACGCUGUCCGUCCCCUGUGACGUGGAGAGAGACUCCACACACGGCAACCAGAUCAUGUGCUACACCAGACCCAUGCCACAAAACAAGUAUGUGGUCCACGUCAGCGUGGACGGCGUCCCCAUUCCCAACGCCAAGAUAUGCCGUGGAGCUUAUGGCCACUACCACUGCAGCUUCUAUACGGUGUGGUAUCGCACACCCACUAUAGACAGUGUGAGUCCGGUCACCGGUCCCCCAGGCACGAUCGUGACGCUGCGAGGACGAAUCUACACUGAUGUGUACGGAAGCAACACGGCCAAGAGCUCGAAUGGCCUCAACGUUAGAUUCCUCAGAUCCUACAUGGGAGGGAUGCCGUGUGACCUGCUCAAAAAAGACUCCGACGAACUGUAUGGGCUGAAACUGGAUCAUGAGAGUUCUCACCAUGGAUCCAUGAGCUGCAAAAUGACAGGAACUUAUGUUGGCCAUCACAAUUGGAGCUACAUCCUUGAUAAUGACUUUGGAAGGAGUUUGCCACAGAAGAAAUUGUUUUGGGUUUCAUCAAAUGGAAAACUUAACAUGUUCCAGACGUAUGCAGAGGUGACGGGGGUGUCUCCUUCGGUGGGAAGCGUCAUGGGCGGGACGCUGCUGACCGUCCACGGGCGCUUCUUCGACGAGACCGAUCGCCCAGCGCGCGUGCUCGUCGGAGGCCAGCCUUGUAAAAUCCACAGCGUGGCUCCAGACAGAAUUACGUGCGAGACGUCCGAGCGGCGGAUGGACCGCAACAUGACGAUCCAUCCAGGCGGGAGAGGCUUGAAGAUGCAGGUGUGGAACGAUACGGCGCCCCGUUACCUGAGUGGCAUCUGGGACUACAGCGAGAACACGACCGGCUACUGGUCCGAGUGGGUCGACUCCCUGCCCCAACGCUUCGAGACCUCAUUGAAUCGCUUCACCUCGAAAACUUCAGGCUUCUUCGUGCCUCCCGCCAGCGGCAACUACAGGCUGUACCUGCAGUGUGACGACCGCUGUGAGCUCCACCUCAGCAACUCCAGCCGGCCAGAAGAUAAGGUCAAAGUUGCCCACCAGCCGUAUUUCGUCCCCGACUUCAACAGACUGGACUCACAGAAGACUGAAGUGUUGGCUCUCGAGGACAAACCAUAUUACCUGGAGAUUCUGCAGCAGGAAUACGGUGUUGAAGCCACCUUCAACCUGGGCCUGUUUCGCGAGAGCAGUCCCUUCACAGAGGCCCAGACAGACGACGCCGUCAACGAAGUUCAAUACAUCGAGAUUAAAUAUGACGUGUUUGAUGAGGAACAGGAGCUUGUCUUCGACAUGUGGCCCACCGGCGCUGCUGGAAAGAAGGAGGUGCAGAGGGUGACUGUUGAGAGCAGCUGCCCCAGCCAUCUGUGUGGGAGCACUUUCUACAGCCUGGCCUUCGGACACGCCAAGACUGGUCCCAUCCCAGUCAGUGCUUCAGCAAGUGUGGUUGAAGCAGCUCUGAACAGCUUGUGGAGCAUCAAGCCCGACACGGUCGCGGUCACCAAGCAGAUCGACGGCAAAAAGAUCCACUACACCGUCGUAUUCAAUUCAGACAGAGGGGAUUUCACACCACUUGAUUAUCAGGUUUUUGGUGACGUCAACAUCACUGUUACUGAGGUUACAAAAGGCAGAAGCACCCUGGAGACCUUCACUCUGCUGUGGGGCGGAGUCCCGGCAGCGCCCCUCGCCUUCAACGCCACUGAGUCUGAGGUGCUGUCAGCUCUGGAGGACUUGAUGAAGCCCGAGUGUCCGGCUGAGAUCCUGACGACUGAAGGAGUCAAUGUGAAAUACUUCAACGACUUUGAAGCUGAUAACCCCAAGGUUUGGACUCCGGAAAAUAAUCCUGGCACUCCUGUGAAAUACUCCAGUUUCUGUGGCUCCUGGUCGAUGAAGAACGCUAAAUCUAUUUUCAGUGAAGUCCACACCAAAGAGAACGGAGAUGCCUACGGGCCAGUUUCACUGGACGAACACCCGAUGCUUUGCUUUGCGUACAGCGGAAACAUGAAGGAUGAAGUCCAAGUGAAGUUCAAGUUUCGCAACAGUGAAGGCAAAGAAAAACAAGAGGUUGCAAAAAUAAGCACCGUCUUCAUGAAAGGACCCAAUUGGAGCUACAAAUGCAUGAACCUGCUGAGCUCUCUGCAGACCGAGUACGUUGGCAGUCAGUACAAAGCGAGGGAGAUUUCCCUCCCCAGAGACGCUUCUGGUGAAGAUUUCUAUGUAGACGCUGUUCACAUCGGAAAGAGAGCCACCACAUUUGAUGAAAACGAUGUUAUCCGUAAGAGGAGGCAUCCUCCUUUUGAGAGCGCCGGCUGGAACAUCGACAUGUUCACCGUUACCAAAGACCUUUCACACGAUUCUCAGAUCAGCUACAAGAUCAAAGCUACACCUCACGAGUGUGCGUUUGGCUUUCCGCUUCUGGAUGUUGGCUUUAGUGAGAAAGUCAACAGCACCGAGGACUCGGCGGUGUUCAGACACGGAGCGUUCAGCGCCAACGUCUCUCGCCUUCGCGCCGCCACCGCCCCUCUGAAUGGAACCUUCGACGUGGAGAGUUACGGAGGAAGAGCCGAAGGUCUGUCUGUUGACAUCAACGUGGACGACCUGAAGUACGCUCUGGAGGGGAUCGAAGGCAUGGGCCAAGUGAAGGUGGAAAACCGGGGGAACUGCCGACGUCCCAGGUGGAGGGUGGAGUGGCUGACCAAUCCUGGAAACCAGCCUCUCUUGAAGUUCAAUUACUCGUCAGUUGUCGGUGGAAACGUUGAAGUUUUCGCUCGUGAGACAACUAAAGGCGGGCUGCUGAUUCGAGCACUGACGGGGGAUUUCUUCCGUGUCUGGGAAAACACACCACAGGUGGAGGUUCAGAUCAACGGGAUUCCCUCAAAGUGUUCUGGUAACUGCAGCUUUGAGUGGUCUGAAGAGAAAACUCCCGUUGUGACUGGAAUCAGCCCGUCUCAAGGAUCUAACGGUCUGGGAACUCUUCUGACGAUCACUGGCACCGGCUUCAGUAAUGAAAACGCCUCCAUCAUGGUGGGAAAUUCCAGUUGCCAAGUUCAAGAGAUUACAGAAACCUCUCAAGUGUGCAGACUGGGCAGCGCUAGCGCUGGGGCCCACCCUGUGUGGGUUAACUUCCCCUCUCUGGGUAACGCGCGCUAUGCAGACGACAACAUCCUCUACUUCACCUACCAGCUCAUCGUUUCCUCCUUCGCUCCUCUGUCGGGGAGCAUCGCAGGAGGCACCCUGCUGACAGUGAAGGGCUUCGGAUUUAGCCGGAACACCACAGUGACUGUGGGCAGUCGGGAUUGUGCAGUGGUUCAUGCCAGUGACACUGAGCUGAAAUGUAGAACACCAGCUGGAGCUGCAGGGUCACAGAGCGUCACCGUCACGAUGGGAACCAUGAGUCAAACAGCCAGCAGCUCCUUCACCUACGAUGCUGCGCUCACAGCGCAGAUCUCAAGCAUCAGUCCCCGGAGUACCGUCGUGUUCGGAACCCGAGUUCUCACCAUCCAGGGCUCCAACCUCGGCACACAAGACAACGACAGCAUGGUGCUCGUGGGCGGGAAGGAGUGUGCGUCUGUGCAGUGGACGGCGACAAGCAUCACCUGUCGUCUUCCCGAUCUGCCGCCGGGCCUGCACGAGGUGAACGUGCAGGUCGGCAACAGCGGCUACCCACAGACCAGUGGAGUGAAUACGAGCGUCGAAUACGUCCUGGAAGUCCACAGCGUCUCCCCUCUGUUCGGCUCUUUAAUGGGGGGAACCAAGCUGACCAUUUCUGGCUCCGGCUUCAGCAACAACACGUCUGACAACAAAGUGACUGUCGGAGCCGUCCAGUGUGACGUGACCGACGCCUCGGAGGACGAACUGCACUGUGUUGUUCAGUCGGAGGAUAAAACCCACACUGUCACUAACCAGGGGUCUGACUACGCCAACCGGCCGGGAUUUGCAUGGAGUCCUUCUUCACUCACAGUGUUUGUGGGAGACACCGUGACGUGGCGCUGGGAGGCUCCUCCGUUCAGUAACUUCAACUACAAGGUCGUCAGUGUUUCCACCCCGAGUUCUGUCGAAUAUAACCAAGGUCCCCUCAACAGCGGAGAGCCCAAGACCUCAGGGUUUUACAGCUACCGUUUCUCUGAGCUCGGUGACUACUACUACAGCAGCGGCUACAUUAGAGCAGGCGGCUCAGACAAGCUGCAGGGAGUGGUGAAGGUGACGAGACGGGAGGACAAGAGCGGAGACGUCUCUGUCGCUGUGAACGACUUCGAGGCUCACAUUGCCCCAGGAGGGUCUCGUCGUGUCUCCAGAGAAGCCCCGCAGUGUGUCGCGUCCCCUCAGUGUCCUCAGACCAACCAAACCUCCAGCGGCUUCUCCUACACCGCCUCCAGAUGCGCCACCCCCACGGUCCGCUCCAUCGCCCCCAACCAGGGCUCGUACCACCAAGUGAUCCACAUCGAGGGCAGCGGCUUCAGCGACGUCGCCUGUGCUAAUGAGGUGACCGUGGGAGAUCAGCCCUGCCAGGUGAUCAACAGCUCCCAGUCUGAGAUCAACUGCCAGCUCAGCCCCGACUCGGCGCUGCCGGUCGGCCUCGCUCACCCCGUGGCCGUGCGGGUGAACAACCUCGGCAGCGCCGUCAUCGCCGUGCAGAGCGAGUAUGGCCGCCGCUUCGUGGUUCUGCCCGUGGUCGACUCGGUCUCGCCUCCCAUCGGCAGCACCACCGGCCUGACGCGGCUCCUCGUCCGCGGAUCGGGCUUCUCUGCCGGUCUCGUGACGGUGGCCGGCGAGCCGUGCGACGUCCAGACGGUCAACUACACCCACGUCGUCUGCGACACCGCGGCCUCUCGGCCGCACACCGGGGACGUCAUCUUCACGGCGGGCGGGAUCCGGAGCUCCUGCCACUCAAACUGCUCCUUCGUGUACUCCUCCUCCGUCAUUCCCACAGUCGCCAGCAUCUCCCCCAACAGCAUCGAUGGAAUGACCCCCGUGACCAUCUCCGGCUCCGGGUUUGGAAGCCAGGUGGAGGACGUGGCUGUUUUUGCUGGAACCACAGAGUUAGAAGUGACUGCGGUGAGCGACAGUGAAAUCGAAGCGACGGUCAGCGCCCUGCCUGCAGGAGACCAUCCAGUCACAGUGAUCAUCAGAAGCAGAGGCCUGGCGUCUGGCGACACAACCCUGACCAGCGUGGCUCGGGCCACCCUCAGCCCCGAUGUGGGCAGCCUGGCGGGGGGAACGCCGCUGGUUUUCACCGGAAACGGCUUCGCGGCGGGAAACACGAGCGUCACAGUGGGAGGGAAAACCUGCGAGAUUCAGGAGGUGACGGCGAGCCUCCUCCGCUGCCUGACGCCUCCAAACAGCGAGGGGCUGGUGACCGCCAGCGUCAGGGUUUUCUCUGUGGAGUAUUCUCCUUUCAACUUCACCUACUCUGUGGACCAAACCCCCGUCGUCAGCUCGGUCAGCCCUGCCACCGCGCCGAGCGGCUCCGCCAUCACUCUGACGGGUUCAGGGUUCGGCAGCGACCCUGACCUCGUCUCCGUCACCAUCAACAGCGUCCCCUGCGACGUCUCAUUCGUGUCCGACACACAGGUUCUGUGCACCGCUGGCGACAAUCCCGGAGGAGCCUAUCUGGUUAUGCUGCACCACCAGGUCAAAGGUCAAGCUCAGUCCGAUGUCAUGUUCACAUAUGAGCUGACUCUCAGCAGCGUGCGGCCUGAUGAGGGUAGUUUUGGCGGCGGCGCCCUGCUGUCCAUCCACGGCUCCGGCUUUGACCCGCAUCACUCGGCGGUGCACAUCUGCGGCCAAGAGUGUGAAGUCGACAGAGAAAUGUCGACAUCGACCCGACUGUACUGCCAGUCUCCUCCAAACAACAGCACCGAGGCGGAGGUGAGCUGCACCGUCGCCGUCGUCAACCUGCUGGACGCCGCCAACACAUCGAAUGGCUACACGUACAGAUCCCAGCUGACUCCGGUGAUCUCCGAGGUGUCUCCCCGCAGGGGGGGAACCGCCGGAGGCACCCGGCUCACCAUCUCCGGCUCCGGUUUCAGCACUGAUAUGAAUGAAGUCAACGUGACGAUCGCGGGGUCGGUGUGCGACAUUCAGUCCACCAACAGCACACACAUCAUCUGUGUGACCAACGCCCAGAACCAGUCGCAGGAAACCAAAGUUAGAGUCAGCAUUGGAGACCGAGGCAUCGCCGGCAUGGAAAAUGCAGAUUUCUUCUACAUCGACGUGUGGUCAUCCAGGUUUACGUGGGGAGGCCUCUCUCCGCCUGAGAAGGGCUCAUUCGCGGUCAUCACUAAAGGACAAACCAUCCUGCUGGACACCAGCACCCCUGUGCUCAAAAUGCUCCUCAUCCAAGGCGGGACGCUGGUGUUUGACGAAGCGGACAUCGAGCUGCAGGCAGAAAACAUCCUGAUCGCGGACGGUGGGCGGCUCCAGGUCGGUCAGGAGGGGGCGCCGUUCCAGCACAAAGCCAUCAUCACGCUGCAUGGAAACCUGCGCUCACCUGAGCUGCCCGUUUACGGCACCAAGACGCUCGCUGUCAGAGAGGGCGUGCUGGACCUCCACGGUAUUCCUGUUCCCGUCCCCUGGACCCGAUUGGCUGCGACUGCGACCAGCGGCUCCACCACCCUGACCUUGAUGCAGGCCGUGACCUGGAAAGCAGGAGAUGAGAUUGUCAUCGCCUCCACCGGCCACAGACACAGUCAGAGAGAGAACGAGGUGAGGAGGAUCGCCUCCGUCUCGGCCGACGGACUGACCCUCACGCUGAGCGAGCCGCUGGACUACACGCACCUCGGGGUGUCCGUCCAGCUCCCUGACGGCACCGUGUUUGAGGGCAGGGCUGAGGUGGGCCUCCUCACCAGGAACGUGGUGGUCCGAGGCUCGCAGCACUUCGAGUGGGACGAGACCAUCAAAGCCUGCGACGCCGGGUUCGACACAGGCGAAUUUGCCACUCAGACCUGUUUCCAGGGACGCUUUGGAGAGGAGGCUGGCAGUGAUCAGUUUGGAGGCUGCAUCAUGUUUCAUGCACCCCGACCGAGUGAGAACUUGGCCAUCGGCAGGCUGGAAUAUGUUGAGGUCUACCACGCCGGACAGGCCUUCCGGUUGGGACGUUAUCCCAUCCACUGGCAUCUGAUGGGGAAGAUCGGCUACGAAUCCUACGUGAGGGGCUGCUCCAUCCACCAGACCUUCAACAGGGCCGUGACCAUCCACAACACCCACCAGCUGCUGGUGGAGCGGAACGUCAUCUACGACAUCAUGGGCGGGGCCUUCUUCAUCGAGGACGGCAUCGAGACCCAGAACAUCCUGCAGUACAACCUGGCCGUGUUUGUCAAGCAGAGCACCAGCCUGCUGAACGACGACAUCACUCCCGCCGCCUACUGGGUCACCAAUCCGGACAACAUCAUCCGCCACAACGCCGCGGCGGGCGGCACCCACUUCGGCUUCUGGUACCGCAUGCACGAGCACCCGGACGGCCCGUCCUACGACCCAAACAUCUGCCAGAAGAAGGUUCCUCUCGGGGAGUUCUUCAACAACACCGUGCACUCGCAGGGCUGGUUCGGACUCUGGAUCUUCCAAGACUUCUUACCGAUGGAAACUGGAGGCUGCCGCGCCAAGAUCCCCAAACCCGCCGUCUUCCGUUCCCUCACCACCUGGAACUGCGAGAAGGGGGCCGAGUGGGUCAACGUGGGCGCCGUCCAGUUCAGCGACUUCGUCAUGGUCAACAAUGAGAAAGCCGGCAUCGAAGCCAAACGCAUUUUACAGUCGUUUGUCGACGGCUAUGGAGAAGACGGAGGAGCGGCGGUGUCCAACAGCACCAUCGUCGGCCACGUGGACGAGCUCCAGCUGGGGAGCGACUACUGCACCCAGCGAGGCGUCAUCCUGCCCUUCGACGACGGCAUGAGCGUCCUGAACACCAAGUUCAUUCACUUCGACCGCAGCCCCUGCGCGGCCAUCGGGGUCACCAAGAUCGACGGGACGUGCACCGAUCGGUGCGGAGGCUGGGCCGCCAGGUUUGCCGGCAUUGAGUACUGGAAAUCACCCAACAAGGCCGGGUUCAGGUGGGAGCAUGAAGUGCAGCUGCAGGACACGGACGGCUCACUGACAGGUAACGUCGAUCACACCGUCGUGCCCAUGAGCAACCUGCUGGACCCGGCUCACUGCUCCCAGAGUCCUGAGUGGAGUGUGGGCUUCCCCGGCGCCGUGUGUGACCAAACCGUUGCCUUCCACCGUUUGUCCUUCAACAACCCAACGCCAAGCUCUCUCGCUGCAAAGGACGCCAUCUUUACCAACCCCUAUGGCACGAGCGUGGUCCCCUAUUUGAAGAAGAGAAUGACUCAUAGGUUCGGCUGGAUGGCUUUGCUGCCCUCUGGAAAGACGUACAACUGGUACUUUGACAAUGUGGACCACAUCACAAACAUCAGCUACAGUGCAAAGUUUUACAGUUUCAAGUCGGAUCAGUAUGUGAUCAUGAAUCACAACUUCACCCAGAGUCCGAACAGUUUCCGCAUCAUAGACAAGAGAAACGGCUCCGCGUCGCCUCUGAGCUUCAGCAGCAACGACAACGGCGACUGGUACUUCGACGAAGACACCAACGACCUCUUCUACAUCGUGUCUGGGAAGAUGAACGCUCGCAGGAGACGAAACAGCGUCGACCGCUCCAUGACUGACGUCGCAGUGAACUUCCAAGUCUACCGCUGCUUCUUCCCGAACUGCAUCCCUCCUCCUCCCCCUCCCCCGGCCACGCUCCCCCCAUUGCCCAGCGGCCGACCGGACGACUUCAUUCUUUGGUCUAACACCUCUUUCUGGAGCAAUUCGGCUGAAAACAACUUCACGGUUCCUGCAGAGGGCACCGAUGUGGUCAUCCCGCCAGGGACGUGGGUUGUUUUGGAUAGCGACACUCCUCCGCUCAACAAGCUGACGAUCAUCGGAGUCCUCGAGAUCCCCGACGACACAAACAGCUCGUCCUCCAGACCGGCUCGCUCUGUUCCUGAGUACAGGACAGUGGUGAUCGACGCCGUGUACAUCUCCAUUCAGGGAGGCAGGAUGAUCGCCGGCUGGGAAGACGAGCCGUUCAGAGGCCAGCUGCUCAUCAAGCUGAGAGGAAACCAUGACACCCCUGACUGGCCGCUGCCCAAUGGACCCAACCAGGGCUCCAAAGUGCUGGGCGUCUUUGGUACUCUGGAGCUCUUCGGCCUUCCGCUUGCUGUUUACCACACCAAGCUGGCUGCGACUGCCGCGGCUGGAUCGAACUCUCUGACGCUGAGCGAGUCUGUGGACUGGCAGGUUGGAGAUGAAGUUGUCGUCUCCACCACCAGCUACAACCCGUGGGAGACGGAGAAACAUACCAUCACUGCCGUGUCGGCAGACGGCCGCACUCUGACCCUGAGCCAACCGUUGACCCACACCCACAUCGGUGAGACUCACUCGGUGUCGGGUUCGUCUUACUCCUACACGCUGGCAGCCGACGUCGGCCAUUUGACCAGAAACAUCAAGAUCAUCGGUCAGGAGUAUCCACAGAUGAUGGAAGAGUCGUUCGGAGCCCGGCUGCUGGUCGGCUCGUACUCCUGGGAAGGAAUCGACUACAAAGGCAAAGCUCAGAUCAGGAACGUGGAGUUUUACCGUUCUGGUCAGGAGGGCUGGACCGAUUCGUACGACCCACGCUACUCUGUGGCCUUCCUGAACCUGGGGGAGGUUUCUGGAGACACAUACAUUCAGGGCUGCGGCAUCCAUGACGGCUUCUCUCCGGCCAUCGGCGUCUUCGGAACACACAACCUGAAGAUUGACCAGAACGUCGUGCACCGGACUGUUGGAGAAGCCAUCAGGAUUUGGGGCGAUAAUGUGACCGUGAGGCGGAACCUGCUGAUGCUGGCUCAGUGGCCCGGGUCCUACCAGGACCGAGAGGAGCCCUUCAACUUCGACUGGAACGCUGCGUUGGAGGUUAACGAGGGUACAAACACCGUGCUGCAGCAUAACAUCGUCGCAGGUUAUGAGAGAGUCGCGUAUCGCAUUAAUGGUGAACCGUGCCCAGGCAUUGAGAACAAUAACGAGAAGUGGCUCCAUAACGAAGCUCACGGCGGUUUGUUCGGAGUCUACCUGAACGAGGACGGCCUGCCCGGCUGCAGCUGGGUCCAGGGUUUCUUCGUCUGGAGGAGCUUCGACUACGGCGUCUACUUCCAGACAAUCAUGAACGUCGUCAUUUCCAACGUGACCCUGGUGGAUAACGGGAUGGGCGUCAUGCCUCUCACCUUCGCUCCGCCCUCGCUCACACACGCGUUCGCUGAUAAAACUGUACACGUUCAAAAUGCUCUGAUUGUUGGCAGCAGCCCGAACUUCAACUGCUCGGACACUUUGCCCAGCAGUGACUUUAAUAUCGCCGUCAGCUCGGGUCACAGAGCUCCCAGACCUGUCAAUGGAGGUCGAUCUGGAGUUUGUUGGCCUAAUUUUGCUUCUGGACACAACACCGCUCCAUUCAAGCCCCAUCACCUCAACAUGAACUACAACGCCAUUAAAGGCCUGAUGACGGUCACGGAUACGACGUUUGUGAAUUUCAAAGACGUCUGCUCCGGCGAGACGAACGUGAUGUUCAUCACCAACUCGCUGAACGAGGACCUGCAGCACCCCGUCCACGUUUCGGGCAUCAAGAUGGUGGACAGCACUGAGAAGGGCAAAGUCUUCAUUCACAGGCCUGAUCUCGGGAAGGUGAACCCGGCCGACUGCGUGGACAUGGACUGCGAUGCGAAGAAGAAGACGUUGCUGAAGGACUUGGACGGCUCCUUCCUGGGCGCCGUGGGAGCUGUGGUGCCUCAGUCCGAGUUUGAGUGGGACGGAGACCCCAGGAGGGGGCUGGGCGACUAUCGCAUCCCCAAAGUCAUGCUCACCGCCCUCAACGGCAGCCGGAUCCCGGUCAGCCAGAUCGCCCCAAACAAAGGUGUGAUCAGGAAAAACUGCACCUACGUGACUUCCUGGCAGAGCUACAAAUGCUUCGGGCUGAACCACGAGAUGCUGGUGAUCGAGAGUCUGGACGCCGACACGGAGACCCGACGUCUGUCCCCCGUCGCCGUGCUCAGUAACGGCUUCGUGGAUCUGAUCAACGGCCCUCAGGAUCACGGGUGGUGCUCCGGCUACACCUGCCAGAAGAGAGUGUCCCUGUUUCACAGCAUCGUGGCCACCGGUCAGUCCCUGGACGUCUUCUUCUCCAGCGUCAGCCCUCAGAAACUCCGCCUCAUGUUGCUCAACGCCGAUGCAUCUGAGAGUGUUUUGGUGUCAGUUUUCUACUCAAGCCCGCAGCGACUCGACGUUUACGUCAACAAUCAGCUGAUCGCUCCGACUAAUGCUCAGUGGAACCAAGACAAAACUGACUACACCCUGAACAAGCCCCUUUACGCAGGCCAGUACGUUCCUCAGCUGAACGCCACUUUGGGCACAAACUACUUCGAUCAGGACUUCAAAAUGCUGAAGGUCCUGGUGAGAGGCUCCACGCCGGUGGAGAUUCGGACCUCCCCCGUCCUUUUCCUCGCCUUCAACCUGCCCGCCUUGACGGAGGAGGAGUUCUUUGGCGACAAGCUGGUCCAGAACAUCGCUCUGCUCUUCAACAUUCCUGCCGACAUGAUCAGAAUCACCAAAGUCAUCAGGGAGGACGGAGGCUCGCGGCGCAGGAGGAGAUCCACGGGUCUGACGGUGGAGAUGGAGAUUAAGAAACCUCCAGUCCAGCAAACCACAAACAGCACCAACGAUGAGGAGGACUUCACGCUGCUGAAGAACAUCGCAGAUGAUCUGGGACAGGCGGCGGUUUCCGGAACCCUCAGCGGGUCCAUCGGCUUCAACGUGUCGUCGAUGGGAGUGGUCGCCCCUCCUCCUCCUUCCUCAGACCCCGACUGGAACGAGGUGGCAACAGAAGAAGUGACGAGAGAGGAGCCUAAAGUCAGUUUCGUGACCAGCGUGGAGGAGCUGCUGCUGAUGGUCCCGCCUGUAGCCGGGGAGUUUGUGGGUCUUCUGCUCCAGCAGCCCAGUCUGAUGGCUGUGGACGACGAGGGUAACUGUGUUUCUGUGGGAGUAACGACUCUCACAGCGACUGCCAGUCUGAAGGACUCCAGUGGAAACAGCGUGGAGGGACUCGGAGGAAACACCACCAUCCAGUUCAGCUCCUGCUGGGCCAACUUCACCGACCUGGCCGUGCUCAACAGCGGUGAGAACCUCAUCAUGGUCUUCACAUUGAAGGAGUGGGACACGCAGUCGAGAGCGUUCUCCGUCAAAAACAUCCCCACCACCCAGCCGCCCACAGUCACCAACUCCACCAGCCCCAGCACCAACACACCGGGGCCCACUGACGACAGCAUUUUCGACUCCAGCGCUGCCGUGUCUGCGGGCGGUCUGUGUCUGCUCAGCGUCAUCUACACCAUCACCUGCUGCUUAGACAUCGGCUUUAUAUGUUAGACCUCCACGAUAGGGCUGUAAAGACGUCUCAGGGUUUUAUUAAGGUGCUUCUGCUGACAUUUAUUGUCACUUAAACAACGCACAAGGGUGUUUUCUGGUUCUUGGGAUUUUUUUUUUUUUUUUAAAUCAUAGAUAGGAAUAAAACACAUUUAAUCCAAAGUACAAGUACAGACACGUGUCAAAAUAUUAUGAUCCAAAUUAGAAACACUACAGCUGACUGAAAUUUUUAACUGAAAUGAGGCCAUGUCUGUGGAAUUUGCUGUUGCUCUCUAUAUGUUCCCUUAAAAAUCUUUACUCUCAGCUAAAUGGGGCCUAAUUCUCCCAAUUAAAGACGUCCCAUUAAAUAGGUAUUAUGACAUUUUUUCUGUUAUUUAAUAAAAAUCAGUCUCUGUGCAGGGAAUGCUGAUGUUGGAGCAGUAGACAAAAUUCUUCUCGAAUAAAAAUUUUAAAUGAAGUUACAGUGAAACUGACUGUCUUUCGUGAAAAUAUUUAACACAAGGAUUAAAAUUUAGAAGUUAUCCAAUAAAAGCAUGCCGAUAUUCUAUAUUUUUACUUCAUCUCUUCCCACCUUCGUCUUUCUAUCCUGUGUGCUGUUAAUGUUGUGCAAAAGCUGUGAAGUCCAUUUAACCCUGAGGUGACUGGUUAUGUUUCUGUAGAGUCACUGUCCUACGUGUUUUCAGUGUGUUCCUCCUCUCACACACCUCACCUCUACUAUAGGCUGUAUUUGUGACAAGUGCAAUAGUAAACUUAAAUCUGAAGGAAACAUGAAGUUUUACAGCUUUGAUAAAAAUGAGUUGCAUUGUGAGGAUUGUACUAGUUUCUUUAAAUAAAGUCUAUUUUUUUCCCUGAUGAA